CCCGCCCACCGCCGGGCAGCGCGGCCGCCGAUUGGCUAGGAGAGGGACGCGGCCCGCCCCCGGCGCGCUGCCAUUGGCUGCGAGCGCGGGGCGCUGGGUGUCAUUGCCCGGGGGGUCCCAAACAGUGCCAGUGGCGCCGGGAGCCCGGCAGGUGUGUGCCCAGGAACGAUGGCAACAGAGUCCCCGCGCCGCCCCAGUCGCUGCACUGGAGGAGUGGUGGUUCGCCCUCAAGCUGCCACGGAACAGUCGUACAUGGAGAGUGUUGUUACCUUCCUCCAAGAUGUUGUGCCACAGGCCUACAGUGGAACCCCACCAGAAGAAAAAGAGAAAAUUGUCUGGGUCAGAUUUGAAAAUGCUGAUUUAAAUGAUACAUCCAGGAACAUGGAAUUCCAUGAAAUCCACAGCACUGGGAACGAGCCCCCGCUGCUGCUGCUGCUCGGCUACAGCGAUGGGAUGCAAGUCUGGAGCAUACCUAUCAGUGGGGAGGCUCAGGAGCUGUUCUCGGUGCGGCACGGGCCGGUUCGAGCCGCUCGGAUCCUUCCAGCUCCUCAGAUCAGUGCUCAGAAAUGUGAUAAUUUUGCUGAGAAGAGGCCUCUGCUUGGUGUAUGCAAAAGCAUUGGAUCUUCUGGCACCAGCCCACCCUACUGCUGUGUGGAUCUGUAUUCCCUGAGAACAGGAGAGAUGGUCAAGUCCAUCCAGUUCAAAACUCCUAUUUAUGACCUGCAUUGCAAUAAAAGGAUCCUCGUUGUGGUCCUGCAGGAGAAAAUCGCCGCCUUUGACAGCUGCACUUUCACCAAAAAAUUCUUCGUUACCAGCUGCUAUCCUUGUCCAGGGCCAAACAUGAAUCCCAUUGCUCUUGGAAGCCGUUGGCUUGCUUAUGCAGAAAAUAAGCUGAUCCGAUGCCAUCAGUCCCGUGGUGGAGCCUGUGGAGACAACAUUCAGUCUUACACUGCCACAGUCAUUAGUGCUGCCAAAACAAUAAAGACUGGGCUGACAAUGGUGGGGAAGGUGGUGACACAGCUGACGGGGACGCUGCCAUCGGGAGCCACCGAGGAGGAAAUCCUGGCUCACAGCAACCUCCGCAGGAGUCCCCUGGUGCCUGGGAUUGUCACCAUCAUCGACACCGAGACGGUGGCAGAGGGACAGGUCCUGGUGAGUGAGGACUCGGACAGCGAUGGCAUCGUGGCCCAUUUCCCUGCUCAUGAGAAGCCCAUUUGCUGCAUGGCCUUUAACCCCAGUGGGAUGUUGCUGGUCACCACUGACACAUUGGGCCAUGAUUUCCAUGUUUUCCAAAUCCUGACACAUCCUUGGUCAUCAUCACAAAGUGCCGUCCAUCACUUGUACACACUUCACAGGGGAGAGACCGAAGCCAAAGUACAGGAUAUCUCCUUCAGCCACGACUGCCGCUGGGUGGUGGUCAGCACGCUGCGAGGCACUUCCCACGUUUUCCCCAUCAAUCCCUAUGGGGGCCAGCCCUGUGUCAGGACUCACAUGUCCCCACGGGUGGUCAAUCGCAUGAGCCGCUUCCAGAAGAGCGCGGGGCUGGAGGAGAUCGAGCAGGAGCUGACGUCGAAGCAGGGCGGACGCUGCAGCCCCGUGCCCGGCCUGUCCAGCAGCCCCUCUGGCUCACCCCUCCAUGGUAAAUUGAACAGCCAAGACACUUACAAUAACUUCACAAACAACAAUCCUGGCAAUCCUCGACUCCUGCCUCUCCCAAGUUUGACUGUGGUGUUGCCUCUUGCUCAAAUCAAGCAGCCAAUGACAUUAGGGACCAUCACCAAACGCACAGGACCUUACCUGUUUGGAGCAGGAUGUUUUUCCAUAAAAGCUCCUUGCAAAUCCAAGCCAGCUCCACAGAUUUCACCCAGUAAGUCUGUGGGAGGGGAGUUUUGUGUCGCUGCAGUCUUUGGAGCUUCCAGGUCAUGGUUUGCAAACAAUUCCGGUCUCAAACGAGAAAAAGAUCAGUCCAAGCAGUUUGUGGUGGAGUCCCUGUACAUCAUCAGCUGCUACGGGAGCCUGGUGGAGCACGUCCUGGAGCCGCGGCCGCUCAGCACCGCGCCCAAGAUCAGCGACGACACCCCCCUGGAGAUGGUCACCUGCCCCAGGGCCAGCUGGGCUUUGGUCAGAACUCCUCAGUGGAAUGAACUCCAACCACCAUUUAAUGCAAACCAUCCACUGCUCCUGGCUGCAGAUGCUGUGCAGUACUACCAGUAUCUUCUGGCUGGCUUGGUGCCACCAGGGAGCCCUGGGCCCAUCACCCGGCACGAGUCCUACGACAGCUUGGCCUCCGACCACAGCGGGCAGGAGGAUGAGGAGUGGCUCUCACAGGUGGAAAUCGUAACUCACACUGGGCCUCAUCGCCGCCUGUGGAUGGGCCCUCAGUUCCAGUUCAAAACCAUCCAUCCCUCAGGCCAAACCACCGUCAUCUCCUCCAGCUCCUCCGUGCUGCAGUCGCACGGGCCCAGCGACACCCCGCAGCCUCUCCUGGACUUUGACACAGAUGAUCUCGAUCUCAACAGCCUCAGGAUCCAGCCGGUGCGCUCGGAGCCCGUCAGCAUGCCGGGGUCACCGCGGCCCGCGGCCGAGCGGCGCGGCGGCUCCACGGUCAUCGACGCGACGUCAGCUUCAGUUUUUCAAGAACUUCAGUGAAGAUCCAUCAGUGAAGUUCCACAUGAGGAAAACCACGUCUAGAAAAACCAGUCCAGGAUGUUUUGACAGCUCAGCUCAGGAAACUUUCUGCUACCAAAGAAGAGGUGGCCGAGUGAAAAAGCCUUCCCACGUGUGUUUCCAUUAACCUUUCUGCUAACAGGAGGUGCAUCUGAGAUGAAAAUGCCUCUCCACGUGUGUUUUUGUUCAACUUUGAGUGUCUGAAAGCGUUGAGCACUUCUGCCGGGGACAGGAAGGCUCGGGCCAGCACUGUGAAUCUCAUCAUUUAUUUUUCCUGAGCGCUGCUCCCAGCUCAGAGCUGGGGGGAUUUUAGCCCAGAGGGAAACACCGGGGCAGCACUGGGCACCCAUUGUGCUGCAGCUCGGGCCGGGGCGCGUGAAGCUGUUUGCAUAACGUGCUGCCUCCGCCAGGGUCAGCCCCAGUCUGCGGCCGCCAGAAAUGAAAAACAUGCCCCAACCGGGCCGAGAGCAGGGUCAACAGCUGGCAAAGGAUAUGGCAAUCAUUUAUAUAAAUAUGCUUUCUCAAGCCCGCAAAAACAAAAAACCCAAAGCCAACAGCUGGGAAGGGUUGGAAGUAGCCCCAAGGCUGGUUAGUUCCCUUCCAGAUGGGGAGGUUAGACCGGGGGUAGCCAGGCUGCUCCACAUAGACUUCCGAUUCGCAUUAGGAAUAAAAAGAGUGGAGGGAAGGAAAAAGGAAGAAAAGCUACAAGCAUGACUGCUCUGUUUUUCACCUAACUUAAUCAAAUAAGUGAAGAGUUUCCGAGACGGAAGGCUUGCAUUUAUUGGUAUUCACGCUGGGUUUUCUGUGUUUAUCACGGUGUCUGAUACACUCCUUAACUCUUUCAAAGGGGAGCAGAUAUAUUCCAGGGAAUAGUUUAUAUGUAAUGUCAUGGUCAUUUGUAGACAGAUUGAAGAAUCAUGUGAAGAUUUAUGCUCUGUUCAUGUUUUCUGACUGUUCAUAUCAUCAGAUCCAACAGGAGAGACAAAGAAGUUGCUGGUCGUGGCUUUGAGGUCUAAAUCACAGAUACAGUUUGUUCUUCCUACAAUUUGCUUUUACCUGUACCCAUCCUCUUAGCAUGUUUUGAUCUGCCCAGCCAAACCCUUGGCAUUAAAUGUUCUUUCCUUCAGCAUCGUUGCCAUCCACACGGUGAUGUCAGGGAAGGCCUUCCACAGUUGCUGCUGUUGUGUUUUGUGCUCAUGAAUUUUGUAUUCUGACUUUAGUUUCCUGCCAUCCUGACCAGUAGUGCCGGUUCUUUGAUGGUCAUGAUGUCAUUACUCGAGCAUCCAAGCUGCAAACUGGGAUUUCACUACUCCUUCAUUCCUGGGGAGAGGAUUUCUGUGCUGUCUGCUGCCCGUGCAGUGCAUAAAGUCCCUCACGUGUGGCUGAAGCUCUGUUCUCCAUCUGCAGUUGUCCCCGAGCCUGUCAGGGUUUGGAAACCAACUUGGGGUCACACAGAUUCAUCUUUUGGUUCUGUGAACAGUUAUUGGCAGGAGGGUUAAGAAAGCUCUCGAUAUCUGGGCAGCACUGAGCUCUUCUAACUGUGAAAUCACACAGCAGGGGAGAGAAGAAUUUUCAACCUCUGAGCAUUGAGACUAUUUACAGUGGGAAAUAAGAGGUAAAGCUUGUGUUGGCUGCGUGUAUAUAUUCAUGUGGGCGAUAUGAAUCUUCUGGAUUUGAUCUUAUCUCUUUUCCUCUUGGAAAAGAGCAGUAAAACAAGGUAAUUUAAAACUACCUGAACACAUCCUUCCACCUUACUGCUGGGCCCUGAAGUCGUAACCUCCUGACCUCAGGGGUUACGGGUCUAGUGCUUUUUAUCCACCCUGAUUUCCCAGUAUCUGCCCACUUCCUCCUGACAUUGGAGCCUUGUUAUAUAAGGAAAUUGGAAACACCGACCAGCUUGUCCAGCAAUCUCCUCUGGAGAUAAGGGCACUGGUGCAAGAGGGCUGGUUUUAAAUAGAAAUGAGCACCCAGGGUAUGGGGGAAGCUGAAUUGGCUUUGCAGUGCCACUUAGGAAUGCAUUUACUCAAGAAAUUACUACAUAUUUUUACACAGAUACAGUCAUUUGACUUUUUAAAGUGAAAAACAUACAUUGAGACUUACACAGCUUAAAAGAAUGCACGUAAAAAUCAGAAUAUAAAAACCAGUAUAGUUUGGAGGGGUUCUAAUUCCAUAAAGGAUUGGCAGAAGGAUUAAUAGAAGUAUUAAUAAGCUGCUUGAUUUCUUUUGUGGUUGCUUUCUCUAUUUUUUCUCUUAACUCUUGCCUUUCUUAACUGGGGUUUGGAAGAUGAGCUCAGGUACAAGGCUGUGAGUUCCAUGAGAAAUUCGGCCUUGGAGGGGAGAAGAGAACAGGGUUCCAUCAAAGCCAAGCAGUGUUGUUUCUUCUGAAGAUUUUUGCUGGACUUCUGUCCUGACAGGGGUAAUUUUCUCAGGUGCCAACUUGUUUAGUUUUGUGAAACAGAGCUCAGUAGUUGGAGUGUGGAGUGUGAAUGGGACAAGAAGCUUAAAGCAGUAGAUGGUGAUGGUGUAUCGAGUUAAAAACAGAGGCAUGCAUUGUGCUGAAACCCAAAAUUGCUCAUUAAGACAUCUGCAUUGAAGGCUCUCUGUUUACAAAAUAAUAAUUCAGAUGGACAACAAAAACUGAAGUAUAUAAAGCUGAAUAUGUGUAAGAUACAGUCUGAGGGUGGCAAUCUUAUUGCUGGAAACCCUUGGAAGUAACAGUGGUUGGACCAGCUGUGAGAAAAUUAUUGUAAAUUUGUUUCUUUACACUGUUUGAUAGAAGCAGAGAGCAAGGUGAGAGCAAAUUUAAAGUAUUUCAAGUCUAUUCCAUGAAGUGACUGGUAGGGUGUCCAGGACUGGUGACAUCCACAGGAUGUGCUUGAAUAAUUCCAAGUCCAGAAUCCAGCUCAAAUCAACUUCUCUUCCAGGGCACACAAUCCACCUUGGAAAAACCUGAGCAAGUCAGAUUGUUUCUCCCUGUAACAAACGUGGUGCUUGGAGCAGGGCGAGCAGGGAAAUGUUCCUUGAGGCUGAGCCAAGGGAAAUGCAGAGCUGGGCUGAGAACAGCAAUCAUCUCCAGCCUCUCCACGAGGAGCAGCCAGCACCUGGAACAGCAGGACUCCAUGGGAAUGUCUGAGCCCCACCAGGCCCUUUUGAAGAGUAUUUCAGGACAGUUUUAGCCUCGUUGGUCACAAAUAAACAAAUUCCAGUUCCUGGGAGAUGGGGAGGGUUGGGAUAGUCCCUAAAUAUCCUGGAGACAGGAGAGGCACAAGAAUAUCCCAGAUGAAUAUCCAAGAUUAUUCCAAAUGCAGAAGUUGGAAGGAAGGGUUGUGUGCUAAACAGAAUAAUAUCAGGCAGCAAGAGCUUUCCUCAGACAUUGUUGCUGUUAAAUAGUGCAUUUAUUGUCUGUUAAUUAAUAUCUCUGGUUCUUGGAGCACAAUUCUGAAGCACAUAAGAUGGAUUAAGGGAGGUAAAAUUUAACUUAUGUACUGGCAGUUUAAAACAUAUUGUUGAUUUAAUCUCAUUGAACUGCUCAACUGAUCCAUAGUACUGACCAAAACCUGACCAGGAAGGACCAAAGAAGAAGAAAAGAAUGAAAAAUAAACUACACAGUAGCAGACAUGCCCAAAGCUUCAUGGAAUGAGUAAAUAAGAAGAUUUCAUAAAAUGAAACAGUAAUUCCUUUCCAGAAGAUUAACCAAAUGGAAAUGUUCAACGUACAGGACUGGUUAAUUAAUAGUCAGGUCCAUCAGUUCCCUGUAGGAUUUUCCAUUUAAGAAAGUCUCUUUUCUUAAAACAGAGCAGGUGAAAUGAUUGAAGUUGCACUACUAUGGCUUAAUUAUUUUAAGUCACUCUCAGGUUUAUGUAGUACUAACCUAACCUCUGGUGUUCUCCUUUUCCUUUCCUUUAGGAUAAAUUUCCUCUUCCUAAUGUUGCAUUGAUUGUAGAGUUUGUGUUAAAUAUGAUCAUAUUCACAUAGAAACUCCUGUUUCUCUAAAUGUAGUGUCAGAAGAAUUACUGCUUUGCCGUGUGCAUAUAUAUAAUGUUGGCCUCAGUUUUUUAUUAUUUGGUGUUAACUUGGUCCUUACAAGUCUCCUAUAAAUGUAACUUCACUCCUUAAUUAGUCUUUAGCACUUCCCUGGCUGAAAUUUACCCUGUGAAUAUUUUUCCUUAGUAGUCAUCUUUGGGUUUGAAGCAGCAAAACCAGUGAAAAUAAUAACUUGAGUGUAGCUAAAAGUCAUUUCCUUCCUUCUCCUUGACACUUCAGAUGCACAGCUGCACUGGAGCCCCCUGGCAAAGGGGGGCUUUUGUGGUGGCCCAGUGGAACUCAGUGGUGGCCCACUGGUGGCUGCAGGGCUAGAAGUGCCUUUAAGGUCAGUGUGUGUUUUAUUGGCAAAGUUUAAAUCUUUAGCUGUUUACCAACCCCCAAAAACACCAAAAAAAUUGUUAAGAAUUUGGUUAGGUUGGGUUGGUGAUAAGGAAAACCCUUUUAACCACACUGUGUUUGUCCAAAAGAUGUAGAAUUUGGAUUCAGGAGUCAUUUUAACGGAAAAUUUUACUCUAUACAAAAAGUAGCAGACUGAGACCAAAAGAAAGAAUUCAUAGUGCAAAGCAGAAAGGGUAAAAGAAAAAAACUGCCCCUUUCAAAUGGAAUAUUUCUUUAUUCCUUCUUUUUCCUCCAUUAGGAAGCAGGAAAACAUUUAACUUUGUUAUUAAACUUCACUGGCUUCAUGGGGCAGUUCCUACCUAUGGUUUAACAGGCACUGAGCAAAUUAUUUCUUAUUUAAUCUCUCCCCUACCAACAGUGCUCCUUCCAACUGCAGUGUCCCUUUUCUGCCACCUAAAGGAAGGAGUAGUGCCCUAUGGGUUCUUCUCAAAAAGCAAAAAGUGUUUCCAUCACUGUGACCAACUUUUUUUCCUUCAGUCCUGAUUGUGUGGUCUCAUAACGUGGUGAAGAGAGGGACAGGACACUGAUAAAAUUCAUCAUAAACUGUCAUUUAAACCCCAGCAUUUUAACACAGAUGUCACAUAGAAGAAAUUUAGAAGGAAUUUUUUUUAAUCAUGGUUGUCCAGCAUAUAGGCCCCAGUCCAGGAGAGCACUUAGGUCCAUGCUUAACUCAAACAUGAGAGAGCUGAAGUCAAGUAUGUGCUUAAGUGUUUCCUUUGCAUUCCCUGCCAGCACCAGGACAGGCUUUGGGUCCUACGGUAGCAGGUGAGUCAUUCCAUAAAUCUCUCCAUAUUAUGGAGUGAUUGCAUGACAACUUUUCAACUCCAAAUAACCCUUCCUGGCUUUUUUGGCACCAGAUGAGUUAAACUCUUGCUGUUCGUACGGGGGUUUGUAGUGUCUGUGUUUAAAAAUGUGUGAUUUCACCUUCUGGCUGUGCCAGUUCUCAGAAUUUUCGGGGUUCUUUCUGUGUAGGAAUUUCGAGCAAGAGCUCAAAGCUCCAUCCCUGAGAUAAAAGGUCAGGCAGCAUCAAUUUACAGAGAAUUUCUUGAUGAUUUCACAGCUCAGGCUCUGUUUGGUGAAACAGAACCAGGUGUUGAAAUGAUCCAAUUGAUGAGUGUGUCAUCCUGGCACAGCUCCUCAGUUUGAAACCCUGUGGGUUUUCCUGCUUUCCAAGAGUUUGAUGUGAUUUUUAAAUGAAGUUGGGGAUGGGAAGAAUCCUGGAGGAGCGAGGAGCCGUGAGCGUCCCCGCCCUUUCCCAGCUGGGCUUUUGGCAAAGUGUCAUUCCCGCUGUUAAACACGGUGACCUUGCUGCCUAUGAUUUACUAACUGUUUUACAAACAUUUCCUCACUCUGUGAGGUUUGAUAUGUUCUCCAUCCUCAACAGCUCAACAGAGCCACUCAACCACCGAGCCAAACCUGCCUUUGUUUACAGCUUUUCCGGAAAUUUUCGCAGAGAAAAAAAACUUUCUCCUUUUCCAAUGUUUUAUUUUUAAGUCAACACUUUCUAUGGUUUAUUUGUGCAAAGCAACAUUUGGGUACAAGGUAUUGCACCGUGUCCAAGUGGGAAUUGCUGCCUUUCUAAAAAUAAAUUGGGGGUCAUGUGAACCAGUGCAGAAAAAUCUGAAGAUACCAAAUAUUACAGGACCUUUACAUUUGGUGGUUCUUUUUUCCAUAAUAUUCUGGGCCUGGAUUUUUCUGAACUUUUUUUCCCACAUUAGUUUCUAUAAUAGAGCAUAACGUAAAAUGAUGAAACACAGGAAGGAAUCUUCUUUUAAACAAAAUUAUCAGUGUUAAAAAUAACAGUCCUAUUUUCCCUCAGUGUUCAUUUUUUUUUCUUGUAAAGGCUUUAUUUAGUACCCUCACUAUUAGAUAUACCCAAAGAGUCUAGUAAUAUUUAAGUGGCAUUUUUAUUUCAUUAAAAACUUAAUUUUCCUAAAUGCUAAUUUGCCUCAUGUGCCUUGAAGUCCCACAGAUUUAAUUUCAUGUUUUGGGUAGGGAACUUGAAACUCAGGGCGCUUUGGAGAAGGAAAUCAAGCAGCUGUGCCUGGUCUUUGCACUGAAACUUAGUGCAAAUUAAAAUUAGAAUGGGAUGGGAAUGUUUUCAUUAAAUGUUUUCACAGUGGAGAUAUGUUUCAUGGAAAUGGCCUGGUUUGGAUGACAGUUUCUCAGGGUCAGGGUGGAAUUUCUAGGGAGAAAAGGAGACAAGAGUAACCUGGGCUGCCUGGGGAAGGGCACACGGGCUCCUCCUGCCCAGGUAGCCAGAUGCUCCCAGGAGUGGGAAUUCCUCUCUGAGCCCUCUUUUCCUUCUAAAUCAUACAUUUAUUUACCAUUUUUAUCAUUCCUAUCGCAAAUGCUGCUAGUUUCAGACAUGCUGGCCUACAAAAAGUCCCUUUCAGUGUUCUUCAUUCUGAAAUAUCGUUUCUCUCUGGUGUCUCAGAGUAAGGAAAUAAAAAGAGCUCUUUUAUAGGAUAUUUUUUGUAAAUUGGCCAUUGAUGGUGCAAAAGGUAAAGACAUUAAGGGCAGGUUGUGUCCUCUAUUGGGUGUACAGGUCACUCAGGACUGGGUAUUAGAUUUAAAUCUAGUUCCAAAUGAGAACUUAGUUUUCUUUUUAGUCCUGAUCAGUUUGUUCUUUAAGCUGUAUCCCACUGAAUGUAUAUUUUCAGGUCUGUCUGGAAAAUAAAUGUUUUCUUUACAUUUUGCAGGUUGGUGAAGUAAAAUUUAAAUGACCUGGAGAGGUGUUGACAUUGAACUCCUGCACAACAGGAAUGGAUAUUGUUGAAAUACCUCCUUGAUCUGGUUCUGUUUCUGUCCCGUGGCUAUAUUACAUAUAUUGCAUUUUUAAUCCUGUGAAAUACAAGUGAAUUAGAAUUCUAAAUCUUCCUUUUAAAUGCAUUAGAUUAUUAAUGCUGUUAAAGGAAAUACCCACAAAUGGAAUUAUUUCUGGAGGGUUUGUUUGCUUGUUUUAAUCAUUCAGAAUCACUCAGGCAUUCAAAGGGAAUUUUCUGUGCCAGGCUACCAAGUCAAAAUAAGAGAAAGAACCUUUGCCAAAGGAAAACAAGCUUUAGAUACUGAUGAAAAAUAUUUGAAAACACAUUUUGUCUAGAAAUUAUAAUUAUUAAUGUAAUGUCUGUUAUUUAAUGCCAGUGUUAUGAUGAAAGCUAGGAAGAAAUGGGUUUGAAUACUGAAGUAAAUUUUUAUUUAUUUCAUGCAAAUUAAAUAAAUUCAAGUAAGUGAACAUUUACUUCAGUUCCCAGCCAUAUAUGUGGGAUGGGAAAAAAGGAAAAGGAAGGGAAUAAAAGCCAUGUUGAGUGUGUUGCAGCCCCACAGAGGCACAGGCUGCAGCAGUGCCAGUCCCUGGCUGCCAGAGCAGGGCACUCCUGCAUCCCCACUGGAAAAACUGAUUCCCUCUUCAGGCUGGGUGUGAAAAAUCAAGGAAUAAGUGAGUGUCAGUGUCAGAUGCUGAGGGGUGGGUCUGUGUGCCCAGGAUGAGGAUGAGGAUGAGGAUGAGGAAGGAGCCCCGUGCUCGCCCCGUGAUCCCCAGCACUGUGAGGGACUGCAGGGCUUCCCUCCCAUCCUGGGGCUCUUGGAUAAACUCCUGCCUGUCCUCCAACCAGCAGCUAUCACUGAAUUUUAAUCUUGGAUUGUCGUUUUCCUUCUCUUUUUUUCCAGUUGUUGUGGUUAGAACAAUGAAUAUUUACUGAUGGGUUCACUGAUGUGAGCCCUCUCAGGAUUUGGUGAGUUUUUGUUGCUCUCUGAAUAUGCUUUUAAAAGAAUCUUGUGCAGUUUGGAGGCUGUGUGACCUGAUACCAGGAGAAGCAGAGUAGACAAACCAGCACCAUCCUGCUGGAUGUGCUAUAUCUGGAUUUAAAUCCAUAGUUCUGGUCAUAUCCAUCACCCCAGAAACUAAGAGAACAACCCAAGGCACGUGUUUAGCAAAAGAAAUUACUGAUUAAUGACUUCUUCUCAAAUAGAUGUCCACACAUCAAGAAAGAAAGUACAAAUCCUGACCACAGGUGUGUUUCAGAAGGAAUUUGGGAUGAAUCCUGAUGGCAGAGAGGUGCAGGAAAGAGAAAAGGAAAAGGAUCCAGUUGCUUGUCCCUUGCUACUGAGAGCACUGCAGCCAGCUCAGCACUGCUUCCACAUGCUUGUGGUUCCAGGGCAUGAUACAAGUAGUGUGGAGUGGUUUUGUUGCUAUGGGAAAAGUGCUAAAAAAGGCUGGAUAUCUUGCAGAGCUCCCAUCCUUUGGGUAUUUAAUGUACAAUUUCUGCUAAGGACACUCAGAAUUAUACCUCUGAUUCUCAAUUGCUUAAAUGUUGAAACAUAUGGUCUUGUGUGCUGUUCACUAGGAAACAACUGGCUGUUUCCAGGCUGCCAAAUUCACAUAAACUUGGGCUGUAGGAAGGGGGAAUCUGCAGCAGGAUAAAAGAGAGGGUUUUUACUGAGAAGCCAACCUGAUGCAAAGCAAAAUGCUAAUUGAACUUAGUGCCAUAUAUCGGUAACAGAUAAUUAAAUGUUAAUAGCUGAGAAGUUUUUCAAUUAAAAAUGAACUGUUUGUGUCCUCUUGAUUUCUUCAGGGGGCCAGGGCCGUGUUGCUGUCAUUUGUGGUGUUCCCUGCUACAGUAAUCAUUUUAAUAAAAUGCAAUUAUCUGCAUAAUUAAUUUCUUUGACUGCUCUGCUGUGUCCUUCUCUUGCAGAGGCCAGAAUGUCAAAGAUCAAGUAGAC
Messenger RNA from Taeniopygia guttata (zebra finch), 11832 nucleotides. Lineage: Eukaryota; Metazoa; Chordata; Aves; Passeriformes; Estrildidae. The record is from RefSeq and is a predicted model, not a curated record.